UAUACGUAGCGAGGAGGAGGCGGAGUUUGAUGACACGGUAGUAGUGACGUAUUUCCUAGUUAUUCCUUCUAUCUUCCCUAGUGUUUACAUUACUUCCUGUAGCUAUGGAAGAAGAGGAAGGAGCUGUGGCUGGUCCUCUAGCAAUUGUGACGGAUGUGCUUCCUCCUCGGAUGACACCCAAAGAAGAAGGAUCUUUACCAUAUCUUAGAAUUAAAGACCAAACACCACUGAUCCUAACUAAGGCUAUCGAUGCAUUGCAUCGACAUAAAAGUGAGUUCUUUGAGAAGCAUGGAGAGGUAGGCACUGAAGCAGAAAAGAAAGCUAUCUCUCUUCUUUCUAAAUUACGAAAUGAACUACAAACUGAUAAGCCAUUUCUGCCUUUGACUGAUAACUGUCUUGAUACUGAUAUAUGGAAUAAAUAUCUGGAAUAUCACCAUACUCUUUUAAAUGAAAAUAAUAAAAAAAUAAGCUGGUUUCAGUCUCCUUGGUUGUAUGUAGAGUGUUAUAUGUAUCGUAGAAUUCAUGAAGCAUUAGUGCUAAGUUCACCAAUAAGUUACUUUGAUGUAUUUAAAGAAUCAAAAGAACGGAAUUUCUUUGAAUCACAGGAAGCUAUUAAGACUUUAUGCAGCUAUCUACAAGACUUAAAAAAAAGGAUUGAAAAUCUAGAUGAAAAGCAACUGAAAGAUGAGUUUUUUAAACUCUUUCAGAUUGUGUUAUGGGGAAAUAAGUGUGAUUUGGCACUUUCACCUAAUCAGAGCAUCCCUCAGACAUCUAGUCCACUAGCUGUUUUGGAAGACUUGAAACCUUUCAUUUUAGUGAAUAAUUUGGACUACCUUUGGUCACUACUUAUGAGUAGAAAGAAAAUGCGUCAGGAGACAUUUUCUGUUACAAGAGUGGAUUUUAUCAUGGAUAAUGCAGGAUUUGAACUUGUUACAGAUUUGGUAAUGGCAGAUUUCCUGUUAGCAUCUAAGCUGGCUACUGAGAUCCACUUUCAUGGAAAAAGUAUUCCCUGGUUUGUUUCAGAUACUAAUAAAAAUGACAUAUAUUGGUUGAUUGAACAGUUAAAAGCUGCUAAUGCCAAGUGCAUGUCUAAGUGUGGGAUUAAUUGGGAAUAUUAUCUUAAACAUUCAUGGAUUUACCAAGAUCAUAUGUUUUGGACUCUGCCUCAUGAAUAUUGUACUAUGUCUCAGGUUGCUACUGAUUUGUAUGCUGAACUAGGGAAGUCAAAUUUAAUUCUUUUCAAAGGUGAUUUAAAUUAUAGGAAAUUAGUAGGAGACAGAAAAUGGGACUUUACAGUUCCAUUUCAUCAGGCUUUGAAUGGCUUCCACCCUGCACCUCUCUGCAGCAUAAGAACACUAAAAACUGAAGUUCAAGUUGGUCUGGAACCUGGGCAGGGGGAAGAGAUUACAGAUACUGAUCCUCAGUGGAUGACCACUGGAAAAUAUGGUAUUUUUCAAUUUGAUGGGGCACUUUAAUUUGGCUUAGGGGCUUCUAAAAACUUCUAAAAAAGAGAAGCUUUAGCAUGCACAUUUCCUCCCUAAAAAGUAAUUCUGAAAAUUUAAUUAUUUUAAGGGUUUUGAGUUACCUUUUUAAAGCUUACUCUUUCAGUAUCAGCUGUCUUUGUAUUGAGCUGCUUUGGGAAUCUUAUAGACAUUUCAUUAUUAUUUAUUGAAAUUUUGUGUUUUAUCAUCCCAUCGUUACAAGUGGAUCAAAGAGAUUACUGAGAUAAAUGUAAAAAAUGUAUAAUUUUACUUAUGUUUCUGUUUAAUUUUUGUCAUUUUAAGUUAUAGUAAGAUAUAUAAUAUAAUAUUUUGGGAAAUAUUAAAAUUAUUCUAACUUAAUUUUAUACUGCUGCAACACAAAUCUCAUGGUGGCAUAAAUUCUAAUAUAUUUACACUUUGGACAAAUUUCUUAAAACUGUGAAGUUUGAACCAGAGGGAAGUAGAAAAUUAACUUGAUGUUGUUAAUAAUUCAGAGGAAUUGCCUUUUGUAUUUGAACUUCUUAAUGAUAGUAGUUGAAUAAAUGCAUUCCUGUAUAUACAUUUACUUUUUUGAAUGGUUUGUUAAAUUACAAAAAAACAAACAAAAAAAGCCAGAUUGCCAAGUAUAUGUAUUAUUGAAGAAUAUGAUAUCUUUUUCAUACUUAUGAAUUAUGUCCAUAGAAAGAAAAAGAUAUUUUGAUCAAAUUGUCUUUAGAAAUGAACAAAUUACUUUUCUGGAAUUUGGAAGGUAUCUUUCCACCAUGGAUUGGCUUUGAACCUGAGUUGUUUAGAAAGUAUAAGUACUUUGCCAUCUUGAUUUGGAAAAAAUAUAAUUGCAUUUAUUUUCUGGAUUUUCGCUAAUAAAGUAAAUUAAUAUUCCAUUUGGUUUUGUUUUCCCUAUGAGUUAAAAAUAGACAAAAGACCAGCAAUACAAUUAACUAAUGCAUUUAUAAUAUAAAAGCAGACCUUAAAAAAAAGCAGUUUACAUAUGGAAUUGUGUUAGUUUCCUUUCUUCCUAUUUAGGUGAAAAAAAGGUUGGUAAUGACAAGAUAUAUGUAAAAUAAUAGCAUAUAUUUAUGUAUGAUUUUUAAAGAUGUUAUUCUGCAUAUAGAAAGUUGAACUAUAAAAGCAAAUAUGAGAUUAUUCACAACAUAGCGAGAUAAAAGCAUUUGUAUGGACUGCUCAAGCAUAGUGCAGGUUCUUAUGUAGAUACUACUUUUUGAUACAGAAUAAACAAAACAGUAGGUAUUAGCAUUUCUGUUAAAUAAAUACAACACUCAUUUAUGAACUUGAAACUAUGAAGUUAUUUUGUACUUCACAAAUUUCAAGUUUUUGAAGUUUCCUAAUUUUUAAAUAAUAGUUAAGUUGUAUAAAAUGUGCAUUUGAAAAAAAAAAUGAAUAGUUUCUUGUUCCUAAAUUAUGUAGCAUGUGACUUUUUUAAAAAAAAGUUUUAAAAAUUUGACAAAUGUGAAUUUUUAUAUUAAAAAAAGCCCGAAAAAAAGGAUUGUAUGUGAAUUUGUGAUUCUGUUAAUAGAGUUUUGGGUUGUAUCAACACUGAUUUUUUUUUUUUUUGAAUUUCUUGCUGCUUUGUAUGUUUUAUUGACAUCACUAUCACCAAUUCCCCAUAUUCUAUCUAUAGCAUUCUUUUGUCCCUUAAAAAAGGCAUCUCAUAACAAAUGUGAUGAAACAAAACAAGUACAUAUCUUGGCCAGGUGUGAACAUAGAUAUUUUAUUUUAUAUUUCUAGGCCAUUGAAAUAUAAAAUUUUGGGGAAUAUUUUCUUUACAUGUCCAUAUUUGCUUAAAAAUUAUACAUGUACUACUACAAUAAUUGUGUACAUUUAAAAAUGAAAUAAAGAUGAAAAAAUUAUAUCGCUUA
Messenger RNA from Antechinus flavipes (yellow-footed antechinus), 3358 nucleotides. RefSeq names its product damage-control phosphatase ARMT1-like. The record is from RefSeq and is a predicted model, not a curated record. NCBI's taxonomy places the organism in Eukaryota, Metazoa, Chordata, Mammalia, Dasyuromorphia, Dasyuridae. Gene Ontology annotation, cellular component: cytoplasm; nucleus. Gene Ontology annotation, molecular function: phosphatase activity. The transcript has 5 exons. Gene Ontology annotation, biological process: DNA damage response. Bases 105 to 1475 code for a protein of 456 amino acids.